AUGGCUUGCUCAUCGUGCUUCUACAUGUUCAUACACUUUCUUUUCUUAUACUUGUCGUCUCAGCCUAUUGGCGUGCACAAUCUCUAUCUUUCUAUGAAACCUCUGUGUCUCGAGGACGAAAAGUCUGCAUUGCUGCAAUUUAAAGAGAGAUAUGACAUCGCCAAGACUCUAUCUUGGAAAAUUAGUCAGGAUUGCUGUUCCUGGGAGGGGAUCGAGUGUGAUGAGAACACGGGCCAUGUAAUUGUUCUCAAUCUGGGAAGUAGUUCUCUUUAUGGUUCUAUCGACAACAACAGUACCCUCUUCCAGCUUACUCAUCUUGAAAAGCUCAUUCUCAGUGACAAUCAUUUCUACUCUCAAAUACCGUCCCGAGUUGGAGAUCUCUCGAGAUUGACUCAUCUUGACCUCUCUGCUUCCGUUUAUUCUGGCCAAGUCCCCACAGAAAUCUUCAAGCUGACGAGGUUGGUGUAUCUCAACUUGUGUUGCAAUCCAUCUUUAUACGAUCCAUAUCAUUAUAAUUUUAUAAAUUUGUUGGAGAUGAAAGCACUAGGCCUGAGAAGCCUAGUUCAAAAUAUGACUAGUCUGGAAGAACUUCACCUUGGUUUCGUCAACAUGUCAUCCCAAGUGCCAAACACUCUAGCGAAUCUGUCAUCACUGAGAAGCCUGGACAUGGAUUGGUGCGACCUGCACGGUGAAUUUCCAUCUGCCAUUUUUCAUUUACCGAAGCUGCGAUAUCUUGGGGUGGGUGACAACAGUGCUCUCACAGGCCGAUUACCAAACUUUAACUCAAGCAGUCCUCUUGAAGAGCUGCGACUGCAGGCCACGAGCUUUUCUGGGGAGCUACCCUCUUCAAUUGGAAUCCUUCCUUCCUUGAGCUAUCUCGACGUAACCCAAUGCAAAUUCUCAGGAUCCAUCCCGGCUUCACUUGCUAAUCUUAGCAACCUCAAAGACCUGUCUGUCUCAGCGAACCCAUUCACUACCCUGUCCAUUUCCUCUAUUUCUUGGGUUUGGAAGAAGAAGAAGCUCACAAAUUUGGCACUUGAAAUGAUCAAUUUAUAUGGUGAGAUUCCACCUUCAAUUGGAAACUUGUCUCAGCUUCAUAAGUUAUCCUUAAAUGACAACCAAUUAAGCAGUGCCAUCCCAUCUCAGCUCAUGAACCUCACUCAACUAACUAUUUUGGACCUCGGAAGGAAUCAGCUAUCGGGCUCUAUACCGUCUUGGCUUAUGAACAUGACUCAACUGGUCGAGCUUGACCUUGCAGUCAAUAAAUUCCAAGGUGAGAUACCUUCAUCAAUCUCUCAACUUCAAAAUCUCAUGUUCCUCCGCCUUUUCGAAAACAACUUCAAUGGUACUAUUGAGCUAGACAACUUUCACAAGUACAGACAAUUGCAAGUGCUGCAACUAUCAUAUAACAGGCUAUCAGGCUGCACGAGUAGUGCAAAUCUUAUUCUUCCUCGACUUUUAGCCUUAGGACUCGCUUCAUGCAAAUCUUAUUCUUCCUCGACUUUUAGCCUUAGGACUCGCUUCAUGCAAUUUAAGCGAGUUUCCAGCAUUCUUACAAAACCAAGAGGAUAUUGA
This is a messenger RNA of Eucalyptus grandis, 1575 nucleotides long. Its product is annotated as receptor-like protein 7. The transcript has a single exon. NCBI's taxonomy places the organism in Eukaryota, Viridiplantae, Streptophyta, Magnoliopsida, Myrtales, Myrtaceae. Gene Ontology annotation, molecular function: protein binding. The coding region runs from base 1 to 1575 and encodes 524 amino acids. The record is from RefSeq and is a predicted model, not a curated record.